Messenger RNA from Penicillium brevicompactum, 1548 nucleotides. Its product is annotated as aldehyde dehydrogenase. The transcript has 3 exons. Gene Ontology annotation, molecular function: aldehyde dehydrogenase (NAD+) activity. The record is from RefSeq and is a predicted model, not a curated record. The coding region runs from base 1 to 1548 and encodes 515 amino acids. Lineage: Eukaryota; Fungi; Ascomycota; Eurotiomycetes; Eurotiales; Aspergillaceae.
AUGGACACUCACAUGCUAUGGCUGGCGGGUAAAGAGCAGGAGGGCCACGGCGACCCCAUCUCCAUCGAAGAUCCAGCAACCGGAGAAACCUUCGCCAUAUGUCACACAGCGUCCCAAUCAGAUGUAGAGAUCGCCAUCACAUCAGCUCACCAAGCAUUCGAAUCUGGCGUAUGGUCGCGCGCCAGCCGUCACCAUCGUGCAGAUGUUCUCGAGAAGUGCGCAGUGCUUUUGACAGACGCUUUGCCUGAUCUCAUUCCUCUAGAGUCAAGACAGACUGGUCGAGUCAUUCGAGAAAUGAAUGCGCAGGUCCCUUCGCUCACGAGGUGGUUGAAGUACUAUGCCUCGCUGCUUCGAGUUGAAGAACGUUCUGUUCUACCGACCGUGGGGAAGUUGCAUAACUUCAUCGAUCGUGUGCCACUGGGAGUUGUCGUUCAGAUCACACCUUUCAAUCACCCAUUGCUGAUCGCCGUUAAGAAGCUGGCGCCUGCGCUUGCUGCAGGUAACAGCGUCAUUAUCAAGCCCAGUGAGCUGACUCCCUUGACGACACUUUUACUCGCCAAGAUUCUCCAGAAGGCCGGUAUUCCAGAUGGCGUGCUCAGUGUCCUGCCUGGACUCGGCGCUGUCACUGGAAAAGCACUUGUUGAGCACCCUUUGGUUAGGAAAGUGGAUGUGACAGGUGGAACUGAAGCUGGGAGGGCGAUUGGCAAGAUCGUGGGCAGCAACCUGGCAAAAUAUACUGCGGAGUUGGGAGGAAAGGCGCCUGUAAUUGUGUUUGAGAAGGCCGAUAUCGAUAUGGCGGUCAAUGGAAUUGCUUUUGGUAGCUUUAUUGCGAGUGGGCAAACAUGCGUGGCCAGCACUCGGAUCAUUGUGCAGAGCACUAUCAUUAAUGCCUUGCUGCAUAAGCUCAAAGCCAAGGUUGAGAGUAUCACGCAACGCAUGGGAGACCCGAGCAACAAGGACUCCACGAUGGGUCCCUUGAUAUCGGAGAGACAGCUUCGACGAGUGGAGCGUCUAGUCGAGCAGGCCCAAGAGCAUCGAUACGCGGUCCCUCUUGUUGGCGGAAAACGAAUGACGAAUCGAAGUAACCUUGACGGAUUCGACUUUUCCAAGGGAUAUUUCUUUGAGCCCACUGUGCUGGUGUCCACCGAGAGCCAAAGUGUGACCAAGACUUCCCUCUGGAAGGAGGAAGCAUUUGGCCCUGUGAUUGUUAUGGCCACAUUUGAGGAUGAAGAGGAGGCGAUUUCCUUGGCAAACGACACCGAGUUUGGCUUGGGCGCCGGUAUCUGGACUCAAGAUGUCUCUCAGGCUUUCCGAGUAUCAGAGCGAAUUAGAGCUGGAAUCACUUGGGUCAACACCCACCACCGAAACGAUCCCAGCAGCCCAUGGGGCGGUGCAACAAAUGCCAGCGGAGUUGGUAGUGAGAAUGGGGUUGAAGCUUAUCAUGCGUACACCACCACGAAGAGCACAAUCAUCAACUAUGCUUCUCCAGAGGAGUCCUUGGCAGCAGAUGACUGGUUUGGAACCAUGGAGAAGGUGAGAUAUGGCUGA